ACAGUCGAAUCAGCUGGACGACAGAUGCGCUGAGAGCAGCCUGAUUCAACCUGAGGUUUACUGUGCCGCAGUGAGAAUGAUCUGAUAACCGCUUCUGUCCAUCCUGCACAUUCCCGGACAACGAGGAGAGGGGAAAAGUACGCUAGGAUAGUUAAAGGAGCGACGCAGAAAAGCUGAGGUCACACUUCUCGGAACUCAUUCACAUUUUCACCCGGAACAGCUGCUAUUUAUUUGCAUCAAACGAUGGAUGAGUGUUUACAGGAGCUGACAGCUGCGCACUUGGUCGUCCCGUGAUGUUACUUUGCAUGGAUUAGUGAGCGGCACAGCCUAAACAUCCUGGCCUGUCCAACUGUAGGCCGGCGAUUUGUCUGCGGAACAAAUCACAUUUGUAUAGUUUACGCUGGAGCGGGGAUCUUGUGCAAUGUGGAGGGAACUGUUUUCGUGAGCUCAUAGGUUGAACUGGCAAUGACAUCAGGUUUAACUUGAAUACUCCGGUGCUGUAUUGCAGCAAGGUGGAUCGGGGCGCCAAGGAGCAACGCGCGCAUCCUCCUAGCUGGACAUUUUGUUGAGGUGUUCUGUUUCCUAAACACAUUCAAAGCAUAAGGCCAUACAUACAUCCUGAGCUGGCAAACUGCGUCACUGCAUGCGAGUGGUCCAGGUAGGCAGCAAACUCUCCCACCACCGGGAGAUGAGCAUCAUCCUCCCUGCACAAUGUCGCCGGUAAGUGCUUAACAAUUAAAAAAAGGGAUGGAUUCGGCGGAUCAUUCGAGUAAAGAUCCGCCACUGGGAUCCACAUAUUCCUCAGCACCCAAUUUAGACUCGGACAUUAAUGCAAAUGCACAUAGGGCUGUUUAUCAGAAUGGAACAGACCACAAUGUUAACAACAUCCAAAUCGCAGCCCUGCGAGGAGCAAGUGACCCAAGCGCAUACCCCUGCACAGACUACCGGGCGCUGGUCCGCCAGAGGUUCAUUCGGCGGAGUUUGUGGGUGUCAGACUGCGAGGAGCAGCAGCCGGUGGACACAGCGGAGUCUGUCAACAGCAGCCCGUUGCCCCACAUUGACCUGCGGACCAUCGUUGAUCGGAGUCGGACUCGAGUUCUGCACGGAACCCGCCUGGGCCUCCAGGAGACUCCAAGCACGGAGAGCCAGGUGGGGCUGAAGGACCGCGCCACAGAGAGCGUGAGCACCAACGAGUCGAAGGGAGACCGGAGCGAAGCCAAGCCAAAGGUAGAGGUUGCGCCCUCGGAUGUCACAGGUAAAGCAGGAAGUGAUGAGAAUGAAGAGGAGCCCGGGAUGAAGGCUGUGUCCACUUCACCUGGGGGGCGCUUCCUAAAGUUUGACAUUGAGCUGGGGAGAGGGUCCUUCAAGACCGUAUAUAAAGGACUUGACACCGAGACCUGGGUCGAAGUGGCAUGGUGUGAACUCCAGGAACGGAAACUGUCCAAAGUGGAGAGACAGAGGUUCAAAGAGGAGGCAGAGAUGUUAAAGGCUCUCCAGCAUCCCAACAUUGUGCGUUUCUAUGACUUCUGGGAAUCACCGGUUAAAGGGAAGAAGUGUAUCGUACUGGUGACAGAGCUAAUGACCUCAGGGACACUAAAAACAUAUCUGAAGCGUUUUAAGGUGAUGAAGCCUAAAGUUCUCAGGAGCUGGUGCAGGCAGAUUCUCAAAGGCCUCCACUUCCUCCACACAAGAACUCCUCCAAUCAUCCACAGAGAUCUCAAGUGUGACAACAUCUUCAUCACUGGUCCUACAGGCUCUGUCAAAAUAGGAGACCUGGGCCUGGCAACGCUGAAGAGGGCCUCGUUUGCCAAAAGUGUUAUUGGCACUCCAGAGUUCAUGGCCCCAGAGAUGUAUGAGGAACACUAUGAUGAGGCUGUGGAUGUCUACGCCUUUGGGAUGUGUAUGCUGGAGAUGGCCACCUCAGAAUAUCCCUACUCUGAGUGUCAAAAUGCUGCUCAGAUCUACCGCAAAGUCACCAGUGGGGUGAAACCUGCCAGCUACAGCAAAGUCAGUGACCCAGAAAUUAAGGAAAUAAUCGGGGAAUGUAUCUGCCACAGAUGGGAAGAAAGGUACUCCAUCAAGGACCUCCUGAAUCAUGCCUUCUUUGCAGAGGAUACAGGCGUGAGAGUAGAGCUCAAUGAAGAUGAUGAUGGGAAGAAAUCAUCCAUUGCCCUGAAGCUGUGGGUUGAGGAUACUAAAAAGCUGAAGGGGAAGUACAAGGAAACUGGUGCCAUUGAGUUUUCCUUUGACUUGGUGAACGAAGUCCCAGAGGUUGUUGCUCAAGAAAUGGUGGAAUCAGGCUUUUUUCUGGACUGUGAUGUGAAGACAGUCGGCAAGUCCAUCCGGGACCGUGUGGCUCUUAUCAAAUGGAAAAGGGAGCGGACUGUCUCGGCGGGAAAUGGUGAGGCAGCUGUGAAGAAGCCGCAGCAGAACCUACUGAAAGUGCCCGGUGCCGUUGUACCACAGGCAGCAACAUUAAAUACAACAGAUUAUGAGGACCAAGAAGCUGAGCAGCAGACUCUGAUCUGCACCGUGCCAGCCGCCACGUCUACCACAUCUGACAGCGGAGUGGGCUCUGCCAUGCAAUUAGAUGAUCUAAAUAAUCAACAAAAUAGCCCCUACCAGUCGCUUCCAGAGUCCAUUUCAACAGCUCAGAUUAUCUACAGUCCUCCUGCGCUGGUUGACCCUCAGCUGCACCAGGGGCCCUACCAGCGACCAACAGCACAGGCCUCUCAUGAAAACUACACACAAACAUCGACUCAACUACACCAGGGAGCCUACCAGCAAACCACAGGUCAGCUGCAUCCUGGGGUCUAUCAUCAACCUGCUGCACAACUGCACCAGGGGCCUUAUCGGUCUCAAACAUGCCAUCACCAACCAGCUGCUGUCCCACCCCAGGUACAGAUGAACGCAACCCAGGGUAAUUUGGGAGAUUUUUACCCUAGGGCCCCAGUCCAACCUGUCUUGCCUGCUGAUCAGACUCCUCUAUGGGGAAGUGGAGUAGAUGCAGAAACGUAUGUAGCUCCUACAGAUCCAGCUGCAGCAUCAUUCUCAGCUACAGCCCAAUUUGAAACUCAAGCACCAGCACAAACUCCAGCUCUGGUCCCAGCACAAAAACAACCACAGCUCCAACUUUCAGCUCAAGCUAAAGUCAUGCCUCAAACUCCGGCUUCAACCUAUCUUAAUGCCGCAACUUCAUUCCCAAUACAAGUUCCAACAGCCGUGCAAACCAUAGCUCCAGUUCAAGCACCACUCUCUGCAUCGGAUCUCGCUUUUGAAUCACCAAAAGGCUCAUCUACAAGCUCAGACACUUCUUCUGCAAUUGGUAGACCCAAACUCUCCGUCCCAGGUUUAGGUUCUACCCCAAUCCCUGGCACACUGCCAGCCACAGCUCCUGUCACAGCUUCUGUCCCAGCUGCAGUUCUGCAGCCUGCUGGCAUCCAGACAGCAGUCUCAGUGUCUGAGUGUGCCAGCCUGGCUUCAACUCAGCAAAACUUUGAGUUGACAUCUGCAUCUAGCACCUUUCAACAAGACUCCUGUCUAGAGGAUGUGCUUCAGGACAAACCUUCAUGUUUACCCAGUUAUGCCUAUGACAGUCUCAACUCUGACGUGGCAUCUGGUAAGGAAACAAGUGACGGCUAUGACAGCUUGGCUAGUGGAGGGAAGGGGGACGGAAAACCCAGGAAGCACCACCGCAAGUCUGCCCGCACACGCUCUCGGCAAGAAAGGACCAGCAAACCCAAACUGAGCAUGCUCAAUGUUUGCAACACUGGUGAUAAAAUGGUCGAAUGCCAGCUGGAGACUCACAACCACAAAAUGGUGACAUUUAAAUUUGAUCUGGAUGGAGAUGCUCCAGAGGAAAUUGCCACUUACAUGGUAGAGAAUGGGUUCAUCCUACUGUUAGAGAAAGAGAUCUUCAUAGACCAGCUUAAGGACAUUGUGGAUAAAGCUGAAGAUAUGCUGAACGAAGACAUGGAGGGUGAAAGGGCUUCCGCCUUGAGCUGUAGUCCUGAACAAGGCCAGAUUUUUGAAGGACUGGUUGGAGAGAAUCAGCAGCCUGGAGCACAUCAGCCUGUCUAUCAGCAGAAUGUUCUUCAUACAGGAAAGAGAUGGUUCAUAAUCUGCCCCGUUGAGGAGACGCCCUCAUCCAGCCAGGACACCCCAUCUGAUGGUACAGCUACACAGUCUCCUGGGAGUUCAGCCACUACCCAGCCUGCUGACAGUGGCACUGCAAAGCCGUCUGCUUCCAGAGAAAAAGGGUCGUCUUCCACUAUGUCUGGUGGAAGUGAAGGCUUCACCUAUGAUGUGUAUGGAUUCUGUAGCCCUCCGAUCAUGUCCAACACAGACCCUCUCUUCUUAGCUACUCUGUCUCCCCCUGUGUCUGCUCCCCCGACCCUUCAGUCAGUGACGUCGGUGGUGCCUGCGGGCACCAUGGUGCAGCCCAGUGUUCAUCAGGCCCAGCCAGCCAGAGCUCAAACUUUGCCCCCGUCAUCCCCACAUACGUCUUUCCCAGUUGAUGAGUCACGGGGAUCCCCUUUGGGCUCCAUCUCUCCGAUCCAUGCAGCUCAGCAGAUGCCCGACAUGCCAUGCCCUGUUUCUAUGGCUGACGAGGUGCCCUGCUGCCCUCUGGUCAUGCCCCUGUCUCUGGAUGUGAGCGGUUUACAGGCUGGGCCUCCUCUUGCUCCCCUUCCACUCCAGGAGCCAGGUUCAGCCAAAGUGCCACUGUCUGUCUCCUAUGCCUCAGCAGCACGCAGCGAGCGCCAACAGCAGCCUGUGGUGCUUCACCAGCCUUUUUCCAGUGUGGGAGGAACAAAAAUGUCCUCAGUACCCCAGAGCCCAGCGCCAUCCCAGCACGGCGCAGGGCCCGGCGAGUCAGACGGCGAAGGACGGCUUGGCCGUGGGGGCUUUGUGGACAGUACCAUAAAAACACUGGAUGAGAAACUUAGGAACUUGCUCUACCAGGAAUAUGCUCCCAUGUAUCCAUCAGGCUGUGCUGCAGAGACACCAGGCUCCUGCACCGAGUACAUCCAGUCUCCUCCUGGUCCAGACAGUGCCACAGGAGGGUCCGGAAACAGCACGCCAGGGCCGAUGGGGGAGGGACGCUACAGGGUAGGAGAACAGCUGCCUCAGAUUCCAGAGAGAAUGGAUAGUUUGAGCACACUGAGUGACUCAGCCGUGUGUGCUUCGCUCUCAAGAAGACAUGUUCCUCACUCUUCUUCCUGCUCUGGAACAAGAGGCCGAUUUAAGAUAAUCUCUGUACCUCCUGAAGUGGCCAACAGACGAGAUGUAAAGCAGAGGAGCUGGAGCAGUGCUGCUUCACCGGCACACCCUGUAGGAUACAGUGAGGACUAUGUCCAGGCUGAAUCAAUGUCAGCAUCCACCACAAUUGGCCGUUUCUCUGUGGUUAGCACCGAAGAUGACAUUACUCAGAGGACGCGUUGCAGCCGCUACUCUGCCCCGCCUGAUUUCUACCUGGACACACCUCCGUCCAUGGCCAAGCGGGGCUCCCUGCCUCACGCACUGACCUCAAACUCUGUCGCUGUGGAUGUCACGGUCCAUGCUCGUUUCCUCUCCUCAGACUCGGGGGCUGAGAGCAGCCCUGCAAAGCUGGCUCCCGCCACCCCGUCACAACAUACUCGCUCUGAGCGCAGGGGAAGUGACCUCAUGAAGAGAGCAGUGGCCUUCCUCCGUCGUUCAGGGCGCAGCAGCAGUGUGCAGAGCUCUGACUCACCAAGUAGGCAUGGAGGCGUGCACGGCUCGGCCUAUGCCAGCAGCGAUAAUGACUCAGAGAUGGAGGACUCAGACAUGAAGAGGGAACUACAGAGACUCAGGGAGAAACAUCUAAUGGAGAUCUCUGAGCUGCAGGCCCAUCAGCGAGGGGAAGUGGAGUUGCUGUAUUGCCGGCUUGGCAAAGCCCCUCCUACUGGCCUGGGUCUCUCACACGUUGCACCACAUGCCGGCCGUAGGAAGAGGUCCAGCAAGCACAGACUGAAGCCUGGCAAACUUCUCAGCCCUCUGGUUCAACAAUUUAGAAAUGUCACAACCAAAAGUAGUGACUCCAGCAGAUCUGGUGCUGCUACGGGUACAAGUGAGCCCACAGUGAGUUUAAAUGGCUCACCAGCCAAAGGGUCUUUCCUCACUCAAGGGAGGGCACGUUCAUGCACCAGUCACCUUCCCAGCUCAGAGCCCGUGCAGACUCAGCAGCCCUGUUCCCUCAAGGGCUCUUUGUCUUCUGAUAAUAUUUACGCUGGACUACACGGGGACAGCACCGGCGCACAAGCUCCACCCGGACAAGGCUGGUCUAAUAACCCUCAAACAUCUGAGAGAGUGACCUAUAAAUCGAGCAGCAAGCCACGAGCUAGAUUUCUCAGUGGGCCUGUGUCUUUGUCUAUCUGGUCAACACUGAAGCGACUGUGUCUCGGCAAAGAACGUGGCAGCAGGUCUGGAGCCGGGCCAGGGGCUUUCAAUCAAUCACAGCAGCCGCCUGCCGGUCCCACACCUCCUUCUCAUCAGCCAGUGACGGGACUGGCCCAAGCUCAGGCCAAUAACAGCAACAAUAAGACAGCUACAUACACUGGCUCAUCCAUGAGUGCCAAUGAAAACAACCUGCCUGAAGACUUGCAGCGGCUGAUGGAGGACUGGGCCCAGGAGGUUCUUAUUGUCACCCACAGGCCGCGCACUAACUCUCUGAGCAUCAGUGGGCAACCGCUUUGGAAUCAGGUUUUGCCUCAAACACACGGACAACUGGCUAGUGCUUCAGAUGUAUCAUGGACAGUCCCAGGUCCAGAGGCCUGCAGUCUUCUUCUGUCAUGGCCUGAUAGCCCCGGGUCAACAAAGAUUACCAGCCCCUCCACAGGGCCCCAUCACAGUUAUCAGCUACACCUUCCUGCUCCAUUCAGGGCCUUGUCCUCUCCUCUCUCUGUUAGCCAGUGGCCUGGGUUGCUCUUCCCUCUUCCUUCAGGAGUCUUUGCCUUUCCUGCUGUGCGUUCAUCCCUGGACGCCCCCAGCCCCAUUCCAGCUCCAUCAUACCAGCCGCCCGACCCCAAAGCCAGGACUCUCUAACCUGAGUAGCAUCAUGUCUUCCAACUCUGUUACCAAAAAGAAAUGUCGUUAUAGUUCCAGUCAAUCUUAUGUGCAUAUAUUGUAUAUAUUUAACCAGCAUGUAUUUAAUCAUAUGUACAUACUCGUCUCCAUUCUUGAAUUUCAUUUAAUUUGUUUAAUUUGCAUCAACAUACCUCAUGUCGAUAUUACAGUGCAUAAUCCUUGAGUACAGUGUAAUGGUAGUAGUACAUUAAAAAUAUGUAUAAUUAGCCCAAUCAGACUUAAAAGAGCAAACUUUUGUCAUUGCUUAUAUAUGUACCUUACCACUCAUUGAAUGUACAUAAUGUACUGUUCAUUCAUGGUACGUUUAUAUAAAUAGUUCAUGUUUGUGUUGUUCAUAUAAGCAGUUGGUGUAUAUAUGAAUUCUUGUUAGUCUGUACAUAUCUCCUGUGUUUGUACAGAUAACAUUAGAUAAUCCAUUGGUUGGUGCUGCAGAUAUGUGUCUUAAUGCAACACCUUGUUAGCCACCAUCAUGCCGUCACUGUGAAGACUUGACAUCCUGGUCACUAGGACCGGUUGCUUUACUCUGCUCUCUCAGUCCAAGGACAGGUUUCAUUCUUCAUCGAUGAAAUGCUUCCAGCACAAGCGCUUAAAAUAUCCUUAAGAGAUUUGAAUGAACUUGAAUUUUAUCUUCAGGUGAAAAAACACCUGGGAGAGUGCCUUGAAUUGCAGUUUCAGUUUUAUGAAGAGAAGCAUUUAGAUUCAAAGUAGACACUAGAUAUUCUUUAUAUGCUUUCGCCUCCAAUGGUAAAUUAUGUGAUUUGAAUAAUGAAUGGGGAUUUACACAUUUAAUUUAAGAACAAAACAUAAUUAAACAAUAUAAUCUGGUCAUGUUGCAGUUGCGUAAAAUAUCACAGAUUGUAAAACUAAAUGUUGUUCACUGAAGUCAUUUUCUUGUGGGAUUGCUUUACAACCUUCACCACGGCCUGCAUGAAUACACUGAUAUUCUGAAUGUGCACAGGUUGAUGUGGUGAGUUACGAGAGGAUGUUGUUAAGAUAAACUGGCAUUGAAACUAUACAACAAGGAGGGCUUAAGGACUCAACAUAAGAGCCAUAAUCAUACCAUACCUCUAAUGCAGUCUGUAGCUUUACAUAUGGUUGCCUUUGUGGUUUUUAAGAGAAUACUGUGUGGUCGGUUGUUGUUUGAUAAAUGUUGAAGAUAUGAUGAUGUUAAUGGCACAUGAAGAAUGUGAAUUAUUGAAGAAGCCACAACUGUUUGACAUAUUGUUUGUACAAUGCACAGGUUUUUCUAAAUUGUCUUUACUCAAUGCUGGCCUCACAAGAUCAUCUGGCUCAUACAGCUAAGUAUAUGUAUUAUGGCUGACUUAAUUCAAAGAUAUCCAACAAAUAUUAUGCUAUCAUGCUAUCAGUUAUUUCAACAGUGCAGCCGAAAAAACAUCCCUUUCACUUUCAAUACUUAAUGCUCUUGUAUAACCUUUAUUAGCAAAUUUCCCUCUAAAGAAUAGUUUGUAGAAUGCAACAAUGUUUUGAUGUAUCCUGGUAAAACAAAGCAGUGGCAAAAUUAUAUGUAGACAAUAAGUAGGUUGGGUGUAUUCAUUUAGACAGAGUAUGGGUCAAGCUCCAGAAAUGUUGAAAACUACAUUUCCUGUAAUGCAGCUCUAUAGCAACUUUGACAUCAUAAGAGUUAUUUUUCAUUUUUAGAUCUUUCCAGAGCCACAGAAGACAACAGUACAAGCAGUGCCCCUUAUGAUGAAAAAACUGAAUUGAAUUAACAGAAAAUGAAACUUCCAUGAUGAUUUAUAGAUUAUUUUUUAUUUUUCAUCAGAACUCCUAUGCAGCUAUUUUCUUUGUGCUUUACACAGUAACUCCUGUAUUUGGUCUCUUUAAUGCUUGCAAUGAAAGCUAGGUGUAUGGUUCCUUUUGCCUGCUGUAUCACCUGUUUUCCCAGAUCUGUACUCUUGAAGCUGUACAUACUUGAAGACAGAAAUAAUAAAUUCAUUUUUGCUUGACAUCAUA
This is a messenger RNA of Cottoperca gobio, 9078 nucleotides long. RefSeq names its product WNK lysine deficient protein kinase 2 (gene wnk2). The record is from RefSeq and is a predicted model, not a curated record. The transcript has 26 exons. Gene Ontology annotation, molecular function: ATP binding; protein serine/threonine kinase activity. Lineage: Eukaryota; Metazoa; Chordata; Actinopteri; Perciformes; Bovichtidae. Gene Ontology annotation, biological process: protein phosphorylation. The coding region runs from base 748 to 7062 and encodes 2104 amino acids.